AUGGGUUCGACUAAUCUGGAAACAGAGCAAACGACGGUGCUCGCCGAUGGUGCCAAUGCCGCGGCCUCUCCGCCUGCGGAGAAGGAAGCCGAACCGAGUUACGACACCGGUAUCACGGCCUGGCUGCAGGUAGUGGGCUCAUUUUUUUUGUUCUUCAACUCAUGGGGCGUGAUCAACACGUGGGGUGCUUAUCAAACCUACUAUGAACAAUACUUGCUCGUCGGCACCUCGUCGUCCUCAAUCGCCUGGAUCGGGUCGCUGCAGUCCUUUCUACUCAUGUUAGUCGGGGUCAUCACUGGCCCGCUGUUUGAUCUGGGUUACUUCCGCAGCCUGAUCUCCGUCGCCGCCUUCAUGAUGCCCUUCGGCCUGAUGAUGACCAGUAUUUCCACCAAUUACUGGCAACUCAUUCUCGCCCAGGGCGUCUGCGUCGGCCUGGCCGCAGGCUGUCUCUUCGUACCGUCCGUUGCACUGCUGCCGCAAUAUUUCCGCCGAAAGCGCGGCCUAGCCAACGGAUUGGCGGCGAGUGGCAGCAGUAUUGGCGGUGUUGUCUACCCGAUCAUGUUCAACCAGCUCCAGAAGACAGUCGGCUUUCCCUGGGCAACGCGCGCACUGGGGUUUCUGUCCUUCGGUACGAUUUGCAUCUCGGUGAGCCUGAUGCGCCAGCGGUUCCAGCCCAAGGAGAAGCGCAAGCUGUACCAAUUCUCGGCUUUCAAGGAGCCCGCUUUUUGUAUUUUCGCGGCCGCCAUGUUCCUCGGUUUCCUGGGAUUCUACAACUUCCUCUUCUACGUGCAGACCUACGCCAUUGAGACCGGCAUCGUCGGCCCGAAUCUGGGCUUUUAUCUCCUGUCCAUGCUGAACGCCGCGUCGACCUUUGGCCGUAUCACGCCCAAUUUUGUUGCCGAUCACACCGGUCCCAUCAACAUGCUGUGUCCCGCUGUCACAGUCACCGCUGUGUUGGCCUUUGUCUGGAUCCGCGUGCAUACUGUUGCGGGCAUUAUCGUGCUGUCCGUCUUGUACGGCUUUUUCUCGGGUGGCUUUGUCUCGUUGCCGCCCGUCGUCAUGGCUUACAUGACUCCCGACGUCCGCGACCUCGGCACCCGGAUGGGCAUGGUGUUCGCCAUCACUUCUAUCGGUCUGCUGAUCGGUACUCCGAUUGGCGGUGCGAUUCUCAGUGACACGAACCAGUUUCUGGGCGUGCAGCUGUUUACGGCAUGCUGCUUGAUCGGAUCAGCCGGUCUGAUGGCCCUUUUGCGUGUCGUGCGCGCCAAGGGCCAGCUUAUCGCCAAGGUCUGA
Messenger RNA from Penicillium lagena, 1293 nucleotides. Its product is annotated as MCT family MFS transporter. The transcript has 2 exons. The record is from RefSeq and is a predicted model, not a curated record. Gene Ontology annotation, molecular function: transmembrane transporter activity. NCBI's taxonomy places the organism in Eukaryota, Fungi, Ascomycota, Eurotiomycetes, Eurotiales, Aspergillaceae. Gene Ontology annotation, biological process: transmembrane transport. Gene Ontology annotation, cellular component: fungal-type vacuole membrane. The coding region runs from base 1 to 1293 and encodes 430 amino acids.